Molecule: messenger RNA, 3843 nt
Organism: Recurvomyces mirabilis
Lineage: Eukaryota; Fungi; Ascomycota; Dothideomycetes; Mycosphaerellales; Teratosphaeriaceae
Gene: FAT1
Product: long-chain fatty acid transporter fat1
Exons: 3
Coding region: 1-3843 (1280 amino acids)
Biological process (GO): long-chain fatty acid import into cell; very long-chain fatty acid metabolic process
Cellular component (GO): lipid droplet; peroxisome; cytoplasmic side of plasma membrane
Molecular function (GO): long-chain fatty acid transmembrane transporter activity; long-chain fatty acid-CoA ligase activity; very long-chain fatty acid-CoA ligase activity
Source: RefSeq, a predicted model, not a curated record
AUGGAAGCAUAUCAGAAGUCCGUGCAGGACGUUGAUGUGGCUUUGUCUCGACUAAACGCGACGCUAGAGUCCUACAGACUUGGGGGCAUUGCUAAGCUGACUGGUCGUGAUACUUUGGGAGCUGCAGCUGCGGGCUCCGGGCACAAUCGGUCUGCAGCUCCAGCCUCCAAAACAGUCGGACAGAAGCACGCCCCUCCUCUACUGACUCCCGAGGGCAAGCUCUCUCAACCUAUUGGCAAUACCACCGAAUCGCUGCGGGAGCGAGAACAGCACAAUCGCGAUGAAACUUGGCAGGAGGUACUUGACUUGAGGUAUACGCCAUUGGAGUAUGGCCAGGCGUCGCCACUCCGCAAGAUUGGCAAAGAUGAAUUCCAGCCAGCACUAGAUGCGAUCGAGCGAAUACAGCAGCAUUAUAUGGACGAGCAUGCCUACUUGACUCCGCUCCGGCUCGUACUAUCCCAGAAGUAUCUCCAAAUCGGCUAUCCUGAUCUGGCCGCUGGCGAGGCGUAUAAAGCGCUUCUACUCUGCGAUGCUGUUCAAGACACAUCGGACGAGUACCAUGGCUCUGCUGCAUCGCAGCUUCGGGAGCUCAUUCAGCAGAUACCUCUAGUACAGCGGAUCUCCUUACUCAAAGGCGAGCUGCUCGGCGACCGGCAAACCGCUUACCGUGAGCCAGAUGAAGACAUGGAUGUCGAGGUCGACAUCUGGGUCCGCGAACAGUAUUUACCAUGGGCAUACAGGCUGCUGACGCUCAGUCUUCUCCGCUGUGGCUGCUACAAGACUGCUCAUUACUAUGCUCUACAAGCGACGAUCGACAAGGGCUACCGAGACCACUGGCUCCUUGACUGCAGCGUCGAAAUUUGGAAUUUUGUAGCGACUCAUCUCGGCAUCACUAGGGACGAGCUCGUCGAUCCCGAUAGUAAAUAUAGCGACCGGGAUCAGUGGCCCGAUAUGGGUUAUGUCAGACGUGAGCUAUAUCCAUGGAAUGAGUGGGAGUCAGAUCGAUUACAGGAAUUGCCGGCUCUCAAUUCUCUGAUGGCGGAGGUCGCGCCUAAGCUGGAGAUACGAGCAGUCGAGUUACCUGCUUUGGCUGGAAGCGAUGCUGAUGCCACUGUCACGCAAUUAGGCGUAUUCGCAAGGGAGGACAUUCUUCCUGGGGAGGUCGUGCUUGACGAGACAUCGAUGCUCACAGCCAACAACAAGCUGCAGGACGCUUUGUGCGACGCGUGCAGUGCAGAUCUACCCGAGCUCAGCGAAGAUGGCGCCACCUCGGCGGUUGAGUGUCCUCACUGCCAGGUUGUUUUUUGUAGUCGAGAAUGCUUCGAGGAUGCCGAGCAGUCAUACCAUCAGGCUGUCUGUGGUGCGGAUCUGGACGCUUUGCUGCGGGAUGUGCCGCCAGCAGAGGCAGCAGAUGCCCUCUACUCGCUGCUCUUGCUGCGAGCAAUAGCCAUGGCCGAAACACAAGACUGCCAUCCGUUAGAGCUCAAUGAGGUCAAGUAUAUCUGGGGCGACUUCCAUGGCAUACCUCUGGCCCGUCAUUUCCAGCCGCCUAGUGGUGAGUGGAGGGUUCUCGGGAAUGCGCACGGUGGCUUGCCUCGAACACUGCCUUUCAGCUUCGAGCACAAUAUUCGUCUGCCGAUUCAGAUGCUGGAGAAGAUGGAUAUUGAUCCGUUCGAGGAGCCGAAGUAUGAUCUCUGGGUCUUCAACACUCUGUAUGCCAAAUUCCGCGGCACAGCAUCUGCACGCCUGUCUGGGUUAGGAGGUCGUGCGAUCAGAGGUCCCGAAGUCAGCGCAGUGCACCCAAUGUGGUGCAUGGCGAACCACUCUUGCGAUCCGAACGUUGGUUGGGAGUGGGGAGGCAGUGUCAAGUUCUGGGCGAGGGAGGAACGCGUCGAUUGGAAUGCAGGAGAUGGGAAGCGGUGCAUCAAGGCCCAGGCUGGUAUCCAAAAAGAUGAGGAAGUGCUGAACCAUUACUGUGACAUUAAUCUGCCAGUUCAUGAAAGAAGGGAAUGGGCUCGUGGGGCUCUCGGUGGCGAUUAUAUGGGCGUGUCCUGGCGCAAAGAGAAGCAAGACCGGAUCAACAUUUUCUACGAUUUUGAGAAAUGGGCUCUCGAUGCGCAGGCCUCGCGCCGCAACUUCUUGAUGAUACCGAACACCGAGGGACAACAGAAGACUGAAUGGACAUACGCGGAAUCGUACAAGAUCGUGCUCAAGUAUGCACGAUGGCUGCAAGAUGUGCAUGGCGUGCAGAAGAACGAGAUUGUGGCAAUCAAUAUCACCAACAAGCCGCUGUUCAUAUGGGUAUGGUUGGCAUUGUGGUCACUGGGAGCUAAGCCAGCCUUCAUCAAUUCCAACCUCAGAGGCAAUGCAUUCGUGCAUUGUGUUCGGCUGUCCACAUCCCGGCUCCUCUUGGUCGACCCAGAAGUACGGGAUGUUCUGAACGAUGAGACUCGGCCGGAGCUUGCAUCUGACGGACGAGGUCGCGCGAUCGAUACUUUCAUCCUGGAGCCAAGUCUUCAAAACGAGAUCCUAGCUGGACCUACCUAUCGAGCUCCGGACACUGUUCGGUCUGGAGAGAAGAACACCGAUAGGGCGAUUCUCAUCUACACAUCCGGGACGACCGGACUACCAAAAGCUGCCAAUGUGUCGUGGCAGAAGGCGAGAGCAGGACCAGAGGUUUUCGCACUGGCUCUUUCCCUAACCAAGGACGAUCGAUACUUCACAGCCAUGCCUCUUUACCACACGAGCGCUUCUAUCCUAGGGGUGUUACAAGUAUUUGGACCGGGUUGCACCAUUGUCAUCUCGCCAAAGUUCUCACCACGCACGUACAUGAAGCAAGUCACCGAGACCGGUUCAACAGCAAUGCAAUAUAUCGGUGAAGCUUGUCGAUACCUAGUCUCAAGUUCGCCAACACCAUAUGACCGCGCACACAAGCUCAGGAUAGCUUUCGGCAAUGGCAUGCGACCCGACGUCUGGCAGCGUUUCAAGGAUCGCUUCGGCAUUCCGGAGAUCUGUGAAUUUUAUGGCGCGACUGAGGGACCCGGGUCCAGCUUUGUCCACGAAGCAAGUGGUUUCACACGGGGUGCGAUUGGUCGGUCUGGGAAGCUGAUAAGAUCACUGUUCGGCGGCAACAGUGUCUUGGUGAGGCACGAUCAUAAUACGGAUAUGCCCUACCGCGAUCCGAAGACCAAUCUCUGUGAAAAGGCUGCAACGGGCGAGCCUGGGGAGCUACUCAAUUGGCUUGAUGCUUCUGCUAUCAAUGAUAAGUACCAAGGCUACUUCGGCAACGACAAGGCUUCUGGUAGUAAGAUAUUGCGAGAUGUAUUCAAGAAGGGUGAUGCUUACUACCGUGCUGGUGACCUGCAGCGCAUGGACGCCGAUGGUCGAUGGUGGUUCCUGGAUCGUGUAGGAGAUACCUUCCGCUGGAAGAGCGAGAACGUCAGCACUGCCGAGGUCUCACAAGCACUUGGGGAACAUCCAGCAUUGCAAGAAGCUAACGUCUACGGCGUCCAACUCCCCAACCACGACGGCCGAGCAGGCUGUGCAGCUAUUGCGCUCAACUCUGGCCACAAGCUCGAUACGAGUCUGAGGUCUGAGCUAGCGGUGCAGGCGAGGAAGAAGUUGCCAAAGUAUGCUGUGCCGGUCUUUCUACGGCUGAUGAAGGAUGAGCUGGAGGUGACGGGCACGAUGAAGCACCAGAAAGUAGCCUUGAGGAAUACUGGUGUGGAGCCUAGCAAAAUGGGUAGUGAUCUUCUGUAUUGGCUUCCACCAGGCGCGCAGGCAUACGAGGAGUUUGGGGAGAAGGAGUGGCAGAGUAUUGUGGGUGGGCAGGCGAAGUUGUGA